AUGGUUUGGUGUUAUUGCUCUAUUUGUGGUGAAAGUGAAAAAGUUGUGAGUACUCAAACAGAAAGAUUACAUAGACAAGAAGAAUUUGGAAGAAUAGAUCAUUUUAUUGAUAAUAGUCAAGAAGAAACUAGAGAACCAUUAUUAUCUACUAGUCAAAGCUUUAAUUUAUCAAUAUCAUCUGCUGAAGACUUAACUACAUCAUUUUUAGCAUGUAAUAUUGAACAAAGAAUUGAGCAAGAAGGUGAAAAUGAAGAAGUAGAACAUGAAGCAGAAGAAAUAGAUAAUAAAGAGAUAGAACGAAUAAAAAAAUUUAAAUUAGUAUUAAAUUAUAGUUCUUCUGAAGAAGAUAGUGAAACUGAAACUAAACAAGAAAAUGAUUUUGAAGAUUCAUUAUUUAUAAGAGAUACUGGACUACUUGAUGAUAUAGAAUUAGAAGAUAGUGAUAUUGAAGAAGAAACAAUUUUAAGCUUUAAAAAUACUAAAACAUAUACUCAACCUAAUUCCAAAUAUAUACUAUACUCUAUAUUAUCAAAUACUUUUAAAGAUUCUUUUAACUUGACAAUUCAAUGGGCUGGUCAAUCAUUUGCAACUAUAAAAUACCCAGCUAGAAGAAUGUACUAUGGAGCUUUAAUUUUAGUUUCAUGUGAUACACCAGCAAGAAAUAAAAUUUGUGGAUUUUCCAGCCAUUCUUCUAAACAUGCAUGUUUUAAAUAUCAAUCAAACAUUGAUAAUUAUUCUUUACGAAAUAUUGAAGAACAUAAAAUAAUAGCUGAGAAAUGGAAAUAUUCUAUAUCUAGUGAGCAUAAACAGUUGUUUGAUCAAUAUGGUAUUCAAUGGUCAAGUUUUCUUCAAUUAUCUUAUUUUGAUCCAAUAACAUUUUCUGUAUUUGAUUCGAUGCAUAAUAUUUUUCUUGGAACAGCUUGUAAAAUUAUGAAAAUUUGGACAAUAGAAACUGAAUUAAUUUCAAAAAAUCAGCUUAUUAAUAUUCAAAAUAUUGUUAAUAAUGGCCCACCACCUGCUAGUAUUGGAAGGAUUUCACAUAAAAUAGCAUCUAGCUUUUCAGGAUUCACAUCCGAUUAA
Molecule: messenger RNA, 1080 nt
Organism: Dentiscutata erythropus
Lineage: Eukaryota; Fungi; Glomeromycota; Glomeromycetes; Diversisporales; Gigasporaceae
Source: the annotation of a GenBank genome assembly